This is a messenger RNA of Gigantopelta aegis, 4591 nucleotides long. Its product is annotated as transmembrane protein 68-like. The record is from RefSeq and is a predicted model, not a curated record. The transcript has 9 exons. The coding region runs from base 274 to 1221 and encodes 315 amino acids. Gene Ontology annotation, molecular function: acyltransferase activity. Gene Ontology annotation, cellular component: membrane. Lineage: Eukaryota; Metazoa; Mollusca; Gastropoda; Neomphalida; Peltospiridae.
UUGGUCGUAGUGCGUGCUUUACGUGCGUUGACAACGCCGUUGUUAGUAGGGUCAUAGCGAUGAGACGUCUUGUGAUAUCAGAUCUUAGAUAAUUAACAAAUACCUCACAUUUAAAGACCAUGGCAUGAUGCUCAGAUCAGGUUAUUGCAACAAUCUGCACUCAGCAUACUGUUAUUUGUUGUGAAACUUGUUUUCAAUGAAAUAACUGCAUUAAGAAUAUGGAAAAGGCCAACUUAUGUGUCUUCUAACCACCUCAGCUUGGAUCGGUGGCAUAUGCUGAGCAAUACCAGCAUGUAUAUUGACUGUCUGUGGACGCAGAUAGAACAGUUUGACAUUUCCUACUGGAAGUGGGUUCUCUGGGUGGUGUACCCAGUUAUUAUUUCAUUCCUCCUUCCAUUCAUCAUAAUCAUAUUUGUGUAUGCGUCCACCUUGUUCUUGUUUGUUUAUCGGCAACGACACCGACUCAGAGAUGCAUAUGCCCGAGAUUUCUGGGACGGAGCCCGUAAGACGAUUUCCGUGUUUUGGGAUUGUCAAGGAAGAAUUUGGCAUGGAUAUGAAGUUGUGCACAUGGAACGGUUGCCUAUGGUUGGACCAGCAAUGAUAAUAUACUAUCAUGCAGUAAUCCCAAUUGAUGUUUAUUAUAUAGUGGCAAGAACUCUUGUUGAACGUGGACGUCACAUAAAAUGUGUUGGUGAUAGGUUCUUGUUUAACAUACCAGGUUGGCGUUUGCUAAUGGAAGUUUUCCAAGUGACACCAGGAACAGUUCAAAGCUGCAUUGAUGUGCUUAAUGAGGGCAAUAUUUUGUGCAUUUCACCUGGUGGAGUUCGUGAAGCCCUGUUUAGUGAUGAAAGUUACAAACUGAUGUGGGGAAAGAGAACCGGUUUUGCUAAGGUGGCAUUGCAAGCCAAUGUGCCAGUAAUUCCAAUGUUUACUCAGAAUUGUAGAGAAGUCUUCCGAACUCCAGGAUGGGGUAGAUCAUUAUUGAGGAAAUUCUAUGAAAAGACACGGUUGCCUAUAGUUCCCAUAUAUGGAUUUUUUCCAGUGAAACUCAGGAGUUUCUUGGGUGAACCAAUAUAUCCUGAAUCUGGUAUGACUGCAGAACAAUUUUCAAUAAAGGUGAAAAAGUCUGUGGAAUCAUUAAUUGAAUGUCACCAGCAAAUUCCAGGCAAUAUUCUGGGAGCUUUAGUUGAAAGAUUCUACCCUAAGUUGAAGAGCAAUUGAAGCACCAGCAUAAUGUAGUAAACAAACUGUGUAAUUCAUACUACUCAGUCUGCUAUUUAUAUGGAACAUAGUGGUGUGAUAUUAUUUAUUGAUUCUCCAAUGUUUACCACUGACCGUUUUCUUCCAUUUCUUAUUUUGUAUCACCAACUGAAUGUUAGUAUACCAGAAACGUUCGUGUUAGUUAAAGAGACUAUCCUGAGUUUGCUGCCAUUGUAAAAUAUUUUCAACUAACCAUAGAAUUUUUAAAAACUAAAAUUACAUAUUAAAUACAUUUCCUUAUAUAAGAUGUCAGUAUCUGUAUAUAUAAAUACCUUUUUCGUGUUCUAAUGCUUGUUCUAAAUGUACGACAAACAUUAUUUUAAGAAGUAAAAUAAAAUUUGACCUACUUUAUAAGCAUUGGGAUGACCAAAAAUGAAUUUGAUAUACAAAAACGUAUAUUAUGAACUACUAACUGUAUUCAAGAUGUCUGAUUAAUUGUUAAAAGGAUUAAUUAUUUGGAAAUGUUAAAUGGUUGCAAACUCGAGGGAGUCCCUUUAACUCUUGACAGCAUAUAAUAUAUAAUAUAUUACAUAAUAUAUAAUGUAGUAUAUACUUGGCAUGUUUCUACUUUUAUACAAAUACUGCAGUUAACUAGCUAGCUCUGCCAUUCGUCAAAUUCACCAGUUGCGAAUUUUAAACACAACUGAGGAAUUUCAUUUUAAUUUGGCAAAAUAAUUUCAUGUAAUGAUUAAAAUUUUGUUGCAAAGUAAUGGUGGGUUUGUGCAAUUUUAUAAGAUUAAUAAAUAAUUUUGAUAAACUGUCUGCACACUGUUAUGUAGAGCUAACCCUGAGUUAUGUCAUUUAAUGUUUAUAUAGAUGAAUUGCAGAACUAAUCAGAAUUAUACCCCACCUUGUUUUAGCUUAUUACAUGUGAUAUAUAAAAAUCUGUGGGAAUGAAAAACUGAAAAUUAUCGUAUUGAAAAUGUAAUGUCCAUACGCAAUUAAUAUACAUAUGCGUUUUUGCACCCGACAGAUGUGAUCAUAACUUCCCGUCAGUAGCCGUCGAUUAUAAAAGGCAAUGUUUUAAUGACUAUAGAUUUCAUCUCUAUCCUGUCUGUCCAUCUGUACCACAUAUAGUUUUCCACAUUUCCGCAAUGCCUCAAGAUAUUGAGCUAAAAAAAUUUUUAUAUAGCUUUAUCAUGUACUGUUACCGAUCAGAUUGAACUUUUAUGGGGAUUUACCCAUUUGGACAGAGUUAUGACCUUUGAACUGUGGAGAUAAGAACAUUUGUUUUUUGGACUUUUUCACAGUGCCUCAAGAUAUUGAGCUGAAAUGUUUGUGUUUAGCUUUAUCAUGUACUGUGACAGAUCAAGUUUGACGUUCCCAUUUUUUUUCUAUGAGUUAUAACCCUUGAACUUAGGAAAUAUGAAAGUUUGUUGGGGCCCAGUAGGAAAAAUGCAUUGCUUUAGUAUAUAGUAACAGGUCAUCAUAAUGCCGACACAGCUUUUAAGUUUCCGUUUUAGGGAUUUUCAUGAAUCAUAUGCAAUAAACAAAAACAUUGUGGGUAUAAUUUUGAGUAGGACUUUGGGUACAUAUGUUUCCUAGUUUUUUUAUAAGGAGAUUAUUUCGUAACUACUUAUUAGAUAACUUUGAAGCGAUUCCAUUUUCCCUGGAUCUCAUUGGUUAUCUUGGGACUUGUCAACUAAGAAAAAUAAUCAAAUUAAAAUAUUAAUUUUGGUCCCACAAGUAUACCUUUGUUCUGUCCAUAAAUUGUCUUUGAGUUCAUACACUAAUUACUAUAACUUAAAGAGACUGUUCUGUGUUUGUUGUCAUUGUAACAUGUUUCUGACUAGCAGAGCCAAAAUUACAUAUUAAAUGUAUUUUCUUGUGUAAGAUAUCAAUGUCUGUAUAUUCAAUGUGUUUAUUGUCGUCCAAUAUUUGUAGUAAUCCAAAUUAGAUCUUCAUUGUUCAAAUAAAAUAUAACUUUUAUUGUGUGUAUUAAACAUACAAAUGGAUACAGGUAUGGGACAAAAUAGAGGCUGUUAAAAAUACUGUUAAAUUAUGUUACGGUAACUGUCGUAAAAUUUAAUGUUUCGUCAAUUGUUUGUUUUUUACACAACACGGCUUGUUUCCUUUGAUGUCCAGUGUGCAGACUGAUCAUUGUGGGGUUUUUUAUGUGUGGAAAAAAGUGUACCUUUUGAAAUAGCGGAGACGGUUGCUGGAAAAUAAAGAGGGGCGGAGAACGUGAAAGGAGGGCGGCAAAAUGCAAUAGCGGGACGGGCCGCCCCGCUUAAAUGGAGCAGCGAAAACACUGAUCUUGUCUCCCAAUAAUCCUAUACAUAUGAAAAAAAAUAUAUAUAUAUGCACUAGGAAUGUAUAUUUACACAUUAAUUUUAUUUCCUAAAACAAUCUGUUGGUUGGCAAAGUUUAACAAUGGAAGCAGAUUUGGGGCACUAUCUUUAAACUUCAUUAAAAAAAAAUUACUUUUAUACACUGACACCUGAUUAAAGAGUAUAUAUAAGCACAAGGAAUGUACAUUUAAUGUGUAAUUUUAUUCCCUGAAACAAAAAUCUGUUGGUUGGCAAACUUUUAACAAUGAAAGCAAAUUUGGGACAGUAUCUUUAAACUUCAUUAACAUUUUUAAUUCCAUACACUGACACCUGAUUAAAGAGUAUUUUCAUGUGUGUUGUUAAACAAACAUUCCUAUACCCUGAACAUUUCUUUGACUUUUGUUUAUAACUGGGUAUUAAAAAAUGGUUAUAAAUAAUAAGGCUUUUCUACAGGUUUCUUUACCUGUGUUGCUCAUGAUAUACGUGUUUUUAAACCACUCAUAUAGUAUUCUCCAUUUCCUAGAGAUCGAUGCAGUUUCACUGUGAUGUUAAAAACAUUAUUGUAUAAUUCUCUUUUGUUGUAUUAUUGUUAUUAUUGUUGCAUAUUUUUUGUUAUGCUGGGACCAAGCACAUAAUUCUUGAAACAAAAUGGUGGUGUGGUGCGUUAUUUUAGUUUUUAUAUGCAUCUAAAACCAGUAUGGAGAUAAUGCUCUAUAUACUCGGAGGGACUGUUUAGAAUUGUGGUCCUUGAUUUACUUCUUUUGUCUGGAAACAUUAAGUAGUCACUGAUAUUUAAAUAAAAAAUCGCUGCUUGAUGUGUACAGGUAAAUGACAAUAAAUAUGAAAGCAAAUUUUGUAGGCAUUUAUUUAAAAGGGGCCUUAGCUUCAAAUUAAAAUCUAUGCUGAUAUUAAGCAUGUUAUUUCAUUAAACGGUGUACAUUGUAAAAAAAAGAAGAUUUUCUUGUAAGUUUUGUUCUUUAUAUCAUAUUUUAAAAUUAUAAAAUUAUUUACACAUUUAUAUAUGUUUAUGCCUGUGUCCAUUACAUAAAUUUAACUUUUUC